Molecule: messenger RNA, 1325 nt
Organism: Ananas comosus (pineapple)
Lineage: Eukaryota; Viridiplantae; Streptophyta; Magnoliopsida; Poales; Bromeliaceae
Product: F-box only protein 13
Exons: 2
Coding region: 1-1179 (392 amino acids)
Source: RefSeq, a predicted model, not a curated record
AUGGAUGCUCUGGCGCGAUCCAUUUUUUCUUUCGUGUCGAGUGGUUGCUUGGCGCGCUCUCCCUCCGCCUUCUUCCCUCCGGCCCGCGGUCUCCAAGCGGUUUGGCGCUCCUUUGCUCUUCGCUUGCUCCUCCUUCUUCUCUCGCUGCUCCGCAGUCCCCUCGGCCCUCUUCUCUCUUCAAUCCACCCGCUCCCACGCUCCCUCUUCCUCGACUCCUCCUGCCUGGCUAUUGGUCCUCCGUCCUCCUCCCGCUCUCCCCCCCCCACGCGCCAUGAACCCUCCUCCCCACCACCACCUUCCAUCCCCGUCGCCUCCUCCCGCGGCUUCGUUUGCCUCCGCUCCCCCUCCUCCGGAGAACUCACCGUCUCCAACCCCGUCACCGGAUCCUCCCGCAAAAUCCCACCUUUCGACCCCCCCGACCUCCUCGCCAUCGCCAUGGCCUCGCCCUCCUCCCCCCACGACCCUUCCUCGUACCACCUCGUCCUCGUCUACGGCGCCUCCCCCCACCUCGCCUCUAGGGUUUUCGACUCCCAAACCGACGCCUGGGGCGAGGAGAUCCCCUUAUCCCCCCACAAACCCACGGGCUCCUCCGAGCCCCAGGUCCCCGGGGACGAGCCCGUUUACUUCCUCUCCAAAACAGGGGACGUGGUCGCGGCCAAUAUGCAGCGAAGCCCCUGCAAGCAGUACUCCUCCGUUUUCGCCACCGAGAACGGGGACGACGUCGUGUACUUCCUCAGCCACUCGGGGACCGUGGUGGGGUGCAAUCUCACAAAAAGGUCCUUUUUCGAGCACCCGCGCCUCCUCCCCGCGUACUACGAGUACUCCAUCGACAUCGCCCUGUUCCGGGGGGAGCUCUGCGCAAUUGUGCUCUCCGAGUUCCUCGAGACCGCGAGCUUGCGCGUGUGGAGGUUCGCGAGGGAGACGAUGACGUGGCACCAGGUGGCGGCGAUGCCCCCCUCGAUGUCCCACGAAUUUUUCGGUAAAAAAGUGGAUAUAAACUGUGUGGGCUUCAAAGAUUGGAUUUUUACAUGCUUAAACUCGGGGGAUUUUAGCAGCUGUGUGGUCUAUGAUCUGGGGAGGGAUCAGUGGGUGGAGAUACCCAAGUGUCGCGUCGAUGGGGAGGCGAAGGAGUUCGUUUGUGCGUUCCCUUUUGAGCCCAGAUUGGAAGCUGUUGUUUGAGUUGUUUCGAUUGUGUAGAGUUUGAUUUAAAAAAUCUUUGUUCAAAAGUUGUAUCUUUUGAUUUGUUCUGGUUUGAUUUCGAAUGGUAAAUCCUUCAUUUGUUGCUGAGCAUCUUUAAAAAAAAUUCUUCUUCUUUGCUGCUGCAA